GUUUGCGCCAAUCGCUUUCCCCACCUCUGAGCGCUGGGAGCAGUGUAAGAUUUCAGCGAGUUUUCCCCAAUAAAACAACAGAACAAAAAGAAGAACUGGGAGGAGGACCAACCAUCAUCAAACUGCCACAACAGCCACCAACCAACCAACCAACAACGAAGAUGAUGCGUGAAGAUGAACGCCCACUGCGGCGACGGGUUGCCAGCAGCAGCGAAGGCGCUGAUGACUCGUUUGUAAUGACGGAGGAGCAAGUGAAGAUGGUCAAGUCGGCGAUACACAAGGACAGGAGCAACCCGCUCGUCACCAGCAUCAUCUGGAUGAUCAUCGGCGGCUUUGUCUACUUUUACUUUGACCUGCAGAGUGUCCUUCUCUUUGAUCCUCGCAUCCCAACGUUUUGGUUGCGGUUGUCUGCUGUGUUGUUUGGAGUGUCGUGCGGGACUGGAACCUUGUGUGUGUUGGCCAGCCUCCUAUUCAAGGUGGACUAUGAACAACAGUUUCCCUGGGCGAUCCCACUUGCGGCUGGCACAGGCGUGCUCUGCGUUCUCUCGCACGCAGCCGCUGCCAGAGACGGCUGGGCAGGCGCAGUCUGCCGGGCGAGCCAUCCUGGAGCGCCUAGCCAGACGAACGCCAUACUACAAGCGCAACGCCCCGCACAUUUGCUCCUUCUGGGUCAAGGGCGAGUGUAAGCGCGGCGACCUCUGCCCCUACCGGCACGAGAUGCCAACCGACCCGGACGACCCGCUGUCGAAGCAGAACAUGAAGGACCGCUACUACGGCACCAGCGACCCCGUCGCAGAGAAGAUGCUCAAGCGCGCAAAGGUGACACGGCACCACGAGGCGCCCGAGGACAAGACCAUCACCACCCUCUACGUUGGCGGCUUGCGCGAGGACUACGGCAUCAACGAGACAGACAUCAGGGACGUGUUUUACCAGCACGGCGAGAUUCAGCGCAUCACCAUCACCCCAAACAAGAAAAACGCCUUUGUGGAAUACACAACGCGCGAGGCGGCCGAGCGGGCCAUGUCCGAGCUGCACAACAGCCUGUGCAUCAAGGGCCACUAUCUGCGCUUGUUGUGGGGUCGCCCAAAGGCGUCACAGCACGGCAAGGGCCCGCAGGACCCCACAACAGCCCCAGCUGUUCCCAAGGUGCCUGGUCUUCCCGGCGCCAUCCCACUCCCUGCCGACCUUGCUGCAAGCAAGGCUGUUGCAGGCACUGUGCCACUGCCGACGCCACCAACCGCGAUGGGCGGCCUGCCUGGUGUUCUGCAGCCCCCGCGUCCUCCCGUGCCUGGCGCUGCGGGGCUUGGCGGUCUCCUUCGCCCGCCCAUGCCCGGUGGCGCCCGCAUGGGGGCCCUGUAUCCGUCCAUGGACCCUUCGCGCAUGGGCUCCCGCGGUUCCAGCGCCACCACAGCCACAUCCAAGCAGCACAAGCAUCACACGCAGCACAAGGGCACGCCCUCCUCCUCCUCCUCCUCCUCCGCCUCCAAACCCUGAGGAACCCAAGAGGAAGGUGUUCGCUCAGUCGUUGUUGUGUGUAUGUGCGUGAGUGUGAGUGUGUGUGUGUGUUGAGUCGUGUGCGUGCGUGUGUGUCUGUGUGCAUGCGUGCGUGCGUGUGUGUGUGUGCGUGUGUGUUUGUGUUUGUGGGUGUCGCAUGUCUUCAGUCGUCGUCUUCAUGCACGAGCGUGCCAGGUAUGCUGUUUUGCAGAUCAUGUUCUUCUUGCGAGGAGUGAUUGAGAGAUGGAGAAGGAAUAAAAGGAAGAGAAGAAGAAAA
Salpingoeca rosetta is the source of this 1771-nucleotide messenger RNA. Its product is annotated as pre-mRNA-splicing factor RBM22. Gene Ontology annotation, molecular function: pre-mRNA binding; U6 snRNA binding; metal ion binding. Bases 484 to 1494 code for a protein of 336 amino acids. The transcript has 8 exons. The record is from RefSeq and is a predicted model, not a curated record. Gene Ontology annotation, cellular component: Prp19 complex; U2-type catalytic step 1 spliceosome; U2-type catalytic step 2 spliceosome. Lineage: Eukaryota; Choanoflagellata; Craspedida; Salpingoecidae.